AUGGCGAUUAAUCCCCUAAAGUUCGAAAAACCUGAUCACCAGAAGAUGAAAUGGAGCUCAGAUCAUGACCAGAACUCCAUGGAAGCGAGGUCGUAUGUAUGUGGUUUCUGCGAGAAAGGCUUCUCAAAUGCACAGGCUCUUGGGGGGCACAUGAAUAUCCAUCGAAAGUAUAGGGCCAGACUCAAACAAGCCGAGGAUGAAAACUUGCUGCCUAUGGACAUAACAACGUCUGGUCCCACUGUCGAUCCAGCUUUGGAGGAGAAAAUUCUAUUUCAACUCGGAUCUGGGGAUCAGGAUAAAAAAAGUUGCAGUCCUAAAAAGCCAUGCUCUCGCUCUGUGGAUUAUAUGGGAAAAGCCAUUAACAAAAAAUCUCAUCAGCUUCCCAGUUUGUUUGGAGGCGGGAAUUAUGAAGAGAAGGAGAUGAUGCAGUACAACUUGAGCACUCAUGCUUCGCAGCAUAGUAAUAUUGCAGAAGUGGACCUUGAACUUCGGUUAGGGCCUGAGCCUCAUGCAGAGAUAUCCAUAGCGAGUACAAAAGAAUUCUUUUAA
Messenger RNA from Juglans microcarpa x Juglans regia, 549 nucleotides. RefSeq names its product transcriptional regulator TAC1-like. The coding region runs from base 1 to 549 and encodes 182 amino acids. The record is from RefSeq and is a predicted model, not a curated record. NCBI's taxonomy places the organism in Eukaryota, Viridiplantae, Streptophyta, Magnoliopsida, Fagales, Juglandaceae. The transcript has a single exon.